CAAACAAAACAACCAUUCUCUUCUCAUCAAUUACUCUCAACAAAAUGUAUUCAGCAUCACAAACUACACUUUCAAAAUCAAUAUUUGUUACCAUAUUUGCAGUAAUAGCAAUGACAAAAACAAUAACCAUAACAACAGCAAUUGACCCAAUUGCAGCCACAGGAAAAGAACCAAUAAUUGAACUAUUCAUGCAUGACAUUCUUGGUGGAAGUAACCCAACAGCACGUCCAGUAACAGGUUUACUAGGAAACAUAUACAGUGGUCAAGUACCUUUUGCAAUGCCAAUAGGUUUCAACACACCAAACAAUGCUAUUCCAAUCCCAAAUUCAAAUGGUGCUCUUCCAACUGUUAAUGGUGUUACUGGUAUUCCACUAGGAACUGGAUUGGCCGGUACGUCAUUCGCACCAAACAACAACAAUAAUCAAAAUCAAAACAAUGUUCAGAUAAUGUUAGGACCUGAUGGACUAGAACUAGGAUUUGGUACAAUUACUGUUAUUGAUGAUGUUUUAACAUCACAACCUGAAUUGGGUUCUCAAAUGGUUGGGAAAGCUCAGGGGGUGUAUGUAGCAAGUUCAGGUGAUGGGAGUAGACAGAUGAUGACAUUUACAGCACUUUUUGAAGGAGGGGAGUAUGGUGAUAGUUUGAAUUUUUAUGGAUUGUAUAAGAUUGGAAGUACUAUGUCGCGAUUGUCGGUUAUUGGAGGGACAGGAAAGUUUAAGAAUGCUAAAGGUUUUGCUGAAUUGAGACCUCUUAUUCCACCUGGACAGAUUGCUACUGAUGGUGCUGAGACUUUGUUGAGGAUUACUGUGCAUUUGAAUUACUAUUGAGUAUUGUUGUUGUUCUAUUGUGGAGGUGUGAAAGUAUGGUAAAAUGUUUGAUUACUUAUGAUUAUUAUUUUAGGUUGUUGUUGUUGUUAGUUUGAUUGAAAAAUGUGUUUUAAAUCUUAGUUGUUUUCUGUAGAAAGUAUGGAUUGAGUUGUUCAUUUUUCAACAUGGAAACUUGGCUUUGAAUACUGAUGAAUUGUGAUAGCAUGAUUUUUUUUUAA
This is a messenger RNA of Cicer arietinum (chickpea), 1045 nucleotides long. RefSeq names its product dirigent protein 18-like. Lineage: Eukaryota; Viridiplantae; Streptophyta; Magnoliopsida; Fabales; Fabaceae. The record is from RefSeq and is a predicted model, not a curated record.